AUCAAUACAAACCACUGCGGUAUAGCACCGCAGUGUGUCGUAUCUCACCUGUUUGAGAGCGUUUGCUUUUUAUCGUUAUCGCAAAAAAUACGAUAUCGUAUCGCACCGGUAUUAUCGCAUCUGCUUGAGGCCACCUUUAGUAUUUCGUGUUUCCAUAUUGUUUAUUUCAGCGUGAGACGGUUACAUUAAGGAGGGCGUGGGAAAAUAUGAAGGCAGUCGCACGAAAGGCUCGGGCAGUAGAAAGGGGUAAUUUAUUUCGAACGGGCGGUGGGCCACCGGUGCCAUCAACAUCACGGCAAGUAGAAGCAAUAGUGGACAUGGUGGAAGAGGCUGCUCCCGCAAUGAUUUGCGAAAUCUCCAACAACUUUGACAGCGAUGGGGCAAUUUUGCUAAACAUGGAAAAUAGCCAAUCUAGCUCCAUUGAGUUUUUAGAUAUGAUCACGGAAGCAAAUGAGGAAUCCGACGUAAACUUCAAAGCCAUAAGCAUAAAUUAUGAAGGUGAACCAAAUGUUGCAGUACACAGUAAUGAAACUGGCCACCAACAAAAAGUGGAAAAGGAGCAAGUACGCAGACCAAGCGACUACGUUCGGCGGGAGGCAGCAUUACGG
This is a messenger RNA of Rhagoletis pomonella (apple maggot), 608 nucleotides long. RefSeq lists its product as uncharacterized. NCBI's taxonomy places the organism in Eukaryota, Metazoa, Arthropoda, Insecta, Diptera, Tephritidae. The annotation marks the transcript as partial. The record is from RefSeq and is a predicted model, not a curated record. The transcript is spliced from 4 exons.